GCUCACCAAUAAAGCGCUUUUUGUCCAGGGAGUCAGCACUUGAGCGGAUUCCUUGACGUGGAGGUUGGUGUACCUCUCCAAGGAUUUGAUGAAGACCGAUCGUUGCAACUUUAACACGUUAACAGAAACUUUUUUUUUGAGGGAGCGCACACGGAGAGAAACUACAGGCUGUGGAGUUCUAUCUGUACACUACUACACCGGGAUAACAAGACGCAAGAGCCACUGCGCUCACAAGUUCACUCCAACGAAGCCAAGGGGAGAGAAGACCUGAAACUGAGAAAAGUGGAGUAAAAGUAGAAGAACCUUCUUCACUGGGCCAAGCAGGGAGGGAGAAAGAGACUGCACCAUGAAGAUCUUUCUCACUCCGCUGAUGCCCUUCCUCCUCUUCCUCCUCCAUCUGGAUGGCACCUGCUCCAGCGACUGCCCAAGGGACUGCUCCUGUUCCACACCAGAGUCCAUCUUGUGUUUCCAGAGACGCUCGUCUACCAUUCCUAAGGGAGUUCCACCACCCACAAAGAGCCUCUACCUUUUUGCCAAUGGCAUUGAAGGCCUGACCACAGAGGACUUUGAUGGUCUGGAGAAAUUGGAAAUGCUGGAUCUCAGUCAAAACAAACUGACAGAACUUCCUGAUAAGGUGUUUGAGCCUUUGACCUCUUUGAGAAACCUGGACUUGUCAUCCAAUCAGAUCAGCUACAUAUCAGAGGAAUGUUUCCAAGGUUUGGCACUGCUUGAGCGUCUUUACUUGUAUAGUAAUCAUAUAAAGACCAUUCAUCCCGCUGCCUUUGAUGGCUUGGAGCACCUUCUGGAACUAAAACUGCAGGGCAACCAGCUGACAUCUCUGCCUGCCCUUUCAAUGCCAAGACUGCUGCUACUGGAUCUUCGCUUUAAUGUCUUGCCAAACCUUGGCCCCUCAGACCUCCAGAUGCCAAACCUGGAGUCACUCAAACUUGGAGGGGUGGGGCUCACCGGCCUGAAUAAGGAGCUGAUCGGAAAUUUGAAAAACCUGCAUGAGCUGGACAUUUCUGGAAACCAACUUGAGACCUUUCCUCCAGUGCUAAAAGAGACUCCGGGACUGAUUCACCUCAGCCUUGCCGGGAACCCGAUGGGUCCUCUGAAGGUUCAAGACCUGCAAAACCUUGGUGAGUUGCAGGAGUUGGAUAUAAGCAGCCUCAGCUUGCAGGGCCUUCCUGAUGAGUUUUCUCAGCUCUUUCCCCACCUCAGGAAACUCACAGUGGCAGAGAACCCUUUCAACUGUCUCUGCACUUUAGCCUGGUUCCCAAGAUGGCUGAGAGCCCAGAGUAUCACGCUGGAAAGAACAGAGGAGACCCGCUGCCAUUUCCCACCUAUUAAUGCUGGAAAAGUGCUGGAAAGACUUGAGCAUAGGGAUUUUGGCUGCCCUACCACAACUACAGUCACAACUAGUACAGUCAAAACUACUACUACCAUGCCUGUUCCAGUCACUACAUCAUUGGGUACUACUAGAGCAAUACCAUAUCCAAGAGCCAGUGACAAGCCUAUAGACAAAGAAGAUGACUCACCCCUACCUCCUGUUGCUGCUUCCCCAAGCAGCAGUAGCAUGGAUCCAGAGGACGGGCAACAUUUCUGCCCCUCUCACACAUGUCUGAAUGGGGGUACUUGUCGUUUAGAUGAGACUGGUCAAGUAGAGUGUACCUGUCUCCCUGGUACUUCUGGAAUAUUUUGUGAAAUCCAGAAAAAUGAUAUACCUCCCCCUCCUGAAAUUGAAAAUCCCAUGCCAACUGUCACUGUAGAUGUACCAGACAUCAGCUCACAUCAAUCAACACCAACUUCAAUCCUGCUAGAUCUUCAUCGCUACUUUGAAAUGCGGCCCAAAACCCGUGCGAUCCGCCUAACCUACCGCAAUCUCUCUGGACCAGAUCGAAGGCCAAUCCAACUCAAUUUACCAUCAUCCUACCCAGAGUAUGUACUCAGAGGUCUGAAGCCUAACUCCACUUAUACUGUGUGUGCCAGUCCACUAGGUGCUCCCAGUGGUAUUGAUCGUGUCUGCAUUGAGGCUCAUACAGCUCCUGAAAACAAUUUCUCACAGCAGCAGUAUACAGAGAAGGAACUGACUACCAUGCUAGUGCCUGCAAUUGCCAUCUUGCUUCUGCUGGUACUUAUAGCAGCAGCAGUAGGUGUCAUAUGCUAUCUCCGGAAGAAGAGGGCUAAGGGUCACCUAGACUUAGACUGUGAGCCUUCUCAGCUGGAGUUAGAUGGAGUUAAGGCUGCGGUGGACAAUGGGGCACUGCCUCAAAAACAGCCUCAGCUUAUGAUUCCCGAACCUGCUGUUCAGAACGGCAAUCUGGAGUAUGAGGUGUUACUGCUACAGGACCAUUGUACAUCAAAUAACAACAUGUCUUCACACAAGCCGUCUUACUUUUGACAAAUGUGCAAGAACUACUCAGAAAUAAAGGAGGAGGUUAAUUCCUCAGCUGUAUUUUUACCAUUGGUGAAAUACACAAACCAGCAACAAAUGC
Messenger RNA from Sphaeramia orbicularis (orbiculate cardinalfish), 2495 nucleotides. RefSeq names its product vasorin b (gene vasnb). Lineage: Eukaryota; Metazoa; Chordata; Actinopteri; Kurtiformes; Apogonidae. Gene Ontology annotation, molecular function: protein binding. Gene Ontology annotation, cellular component: plasma membrane. Bases 347 to 2401 code for a protein of 684 amino acids. The record is from RefSeq and is a predicted model, not a curated record. The transcript has 3 exons.